Crotalus tigris (Tiger rattlesnake) is the source of this 3398-nucleotide messenger RNA. RefSeq names its product solute carrier organic anion transporter family member 4A1 (gene SLCO4A1). Gene Ontology annotation, molecular function: protein binding. NCBI's taxonomy places the organism in Eukaryota, Metazoa, Chordata, Lepidosauria, Squamata, Viperidae. Gene Ontology annotation, biological process: sodium-independent organic anion transport; transmembrane transport. The transcript is spliced from 13 exons. The record is from RefSeq and is a predicted model, not a curated record. The coding region runs from base 556 to 2760 and encodes 734 amino acids. Gene Ontology annotation, cellular component: membrane.
AGGAAGGAAGGAAGGAAGGAAGGAAGGAAGGAAGGAAGGAAGGAAAAUCCAGGGGAAAAAAAAAGGAACGUCAGGAAAGGAUCUGUACCUGGACACGAGUUUACAUUAUGCUGCUUUUCGUGCAGCGCUCGGCUGAUCGGCGCCUCUCCCUGCUUGGUUUGUCAGGAUCAAAGGCGCGCGCGAUGCGAGUCCGCCCUAGCCCCGGACCGCGUCUGUGAGCGGACGACACGUGGAAUACACUCAGCCGUGGGAACGGGAGCCUAGAGUCUCAACAUGGUGACCAGAACUGAAUGCAGUAUUCCAUAUAUGGCAAUCACACUUUUGUACUACAAUUCUCAGAAAUUUCUGCAAGAAGAAUGAAGUGUUUCAGGAUCUCUCUAUGGUCCACCUACUUAUUUAUCUAGUUCCCACAAAAAUCCCUUCAUCUGAAGACCAAGAUUUCAGCUUUCAACCACAAGGAUCCAAGCCAGCUUGUGGAAGGACGAGAAGAAAAAAAGAGAGACAGAGACAGAGAGAGACAGAAAGACAUCUGAUAACAUCAGCCUGCCCUGUUUGAUGGAAAUGUCUCACAAUAUGGUGGGAGAAAAUGGCUUCCACUGCACCCACAAACUUAUUUUUUCCAACACACUCAAUUCUGUGGAGAACAGCCCUCCUUUUGACAGCCCCAGUCCCGAGGAAUCCUGCACCACCCCUUUGAGCAAUGGGACGUUCUACUCCAACACAAACAGUCCUUCAGAUUCCUGCAUGAAGCCUCUCUGUGAGGCGAGAUCCCCAAACGAAAACGGGUUCAAUGGCAGCAUUAAAUACGUCUCCACUGAACGGGAGGUCCUGGUGUGUGGAUGGGGAGGCUUCACCCCGAGUUGUUUACAGUUUUUCAACACCCCAAAAGGGGUUCUGUUCUUCCUGUGCGUGGCUUCCUUCUUGCAAGGCAUGACUGUCAACGGCUUUAUCAACACCGUCAUUACGUCGAUCGAACGGCGCUUUGAUCUUCAGAGCUACCAAAGCGGUUUGAUUGCCAGCUCCUAUGACAUCGCGGCCUGCGUGUGUUUAACGUUUGUCAGUUACUUUGGGGGCAAUGGGCAUAAACCACGGUGGCUGGGCUGGGGAGUUUUGAUCAUGGGGAUUGGCUCCCUCAUUUUUGCCUUGCCUCAUUUCACCACCAGCCAAUACGAAGUCCAUUUUUCAGAGGAGAUUGGCACGUGUUCCUCCAAUCAAACUGCGUGGUGUGCAGAAAGUGUCUCCACACUGUCCAAUUAUCAGUUUGUCUUCAUGCUCGGUCAGUUUCUACAUGGGAUUGGAGCAACGCCACUUUAUACCCUUGGGGUGACCUAUCUGGAUGAAAAUGUCAAGUCCAACUAUUCCCCUGUGUAUAUUGCUGUUUUCUACACUGCUGCCAUAUUGGGCCCAGCUGCUGGCUACUUGAUUGGAGGCAUCUUUCUCAAUAUUUACACUGAAGUUGGGAGACAAAUUGAUCUUACACCCGAUAAUUCCCUGUGGGUUGGAGCAUGGUGGAUUGGAUUCUUGGGCGCUGGGGCUGGUUCCCUCUUGAUUUCAGUACCCAUUUUGGGGUACCCUCAUCGCCUCCCAGGAUCUCAGCGCUACACAGUCAUGCGAGUUUCGGAAACCCAUCAAUCAAAAGAUGGCAGCCAUAAAACAGCCUCAGAUCCUGAUUUCGGAAAGACGGUGAAAGACCUGCCACAGUCAUUUUGGCUGCUACUGAAGAACCCAACUUUCAUCUUCCUUUGCUUAGCUGGAGCUACAGAAGCUACCUUGAUUGCCGGGAUGUCAACAUUUGGCCCCAAAUUCCUCGAAUCCCAAUUUAGCUUAAGUGCCUCUGAAGCAGCAACUUUUUUUGGCUACCUUGUGGUUCCGGCAGGAGGUGGCGGCACUUUCCUUGGAGGGUUCCUUGUGAACAAAUUUAAGCUGCGCUGCUCAGGGAUCAUCAAGUUUUGUUUCUUGUGCACCAUGUCGAGUCUGCUGGCAAUUUUUAUCUUUUUUACUGAUUGUCCCAACAUGCCCAUGGCUGGAGUGACCCAGAUGCAUGACGGAAGCAUCUUACUGCAAGGUCACCUCAACCUGUCUGACCCCUGCAACAUGGAGUGCCACUGCCUGCGUGAGACCUACAAUCCCGUGUGUGGGAACGAUGGAAUAACGUAUUACUCAGCCUGCCACGCUGGUUGCAAGAAAGCCUCAAUAAAUCACGACAGUCGGGAAAAGGUUUAUCAUGAAUGCAGCUGCAUUGUUGGACCCAACGCUCCGGUCUCUGGCUUGGCUACGGCAGGGAAGUGUACAUCUUCAUGUGAAAGAAGGACUCUUCUUUUGGUUUUCAUGUUUGUUAUCAUUCUCUUCACAUUCCUAAGUAGCAUUCCUGCGUUGACAGCUACAUUGCGGUGUGUUUCCGACAGACAGCGAUCAUUUGCACUAGGAAUCCAAUGGAUUGUUGUGAGAACACUAGGGAGCAUCCCAGGCCCCAUUGCUUUUGGGUCAAUGAUUGACAAGUCAUGUCUCUUGUGGCAGAGCCAGUGCGGUGAACAAGGAUCUUGUUAUGUCUAUCAGAACUCUGCCAUGAGUCGGUACACCCUGAUCGCCGGUUUGAUAUUCAAGGUGAUGGGCUCGUGUUUCUUCUUACUAGCCUGCCUGCUCUACAAAGCCCCUCCCCCUGAAUCUCUCCAUGGCAGCUCAGCCCUCUCUGAAAAUGGCACCUGUGAUCUGCAGGAGAGCAAAUCUUCACACCAGUCUCCGCAGGGCAACGACAUAUAGCCUUUGGGCUUCAACAGACAACUUUCUCCUACCUGCCCAGAAACUGGGACAAAAUCAUGUCUUACUCUUCUCUUCCUGCAAAGUUUGCUUCUUUUCCCCUUUUGCAGGAAAAAUAAUUUUGUGAAGAUCUCUUAUUGUUUUGUUUUGUUUUUUACAAGCAACAAAAGCACACAGGAAAACUUGAAUCCUAAUUUUCCCUCCCUGAAAAGACGGAAAAAGGAUUUUGAAGAGACGAGUUUCAUUUUCUCACCGAUCCAGGUUGCAAUUCUGAGAUGGUCUUGGGAUAUUGAAAAAACAAAAAGGGAAGUGACAACUCCUGCAGGAUGCUGGAAGUUAUUUUUCCUGAUUUGCUUAGUGAAAGACCCUCAUUUCAGGGAAUGUUUUGAUCUUGUAUUUAGACACCAAAACCUGACCUCAAGAUUUGUGCCAUCAGUUCUCUCCACCUCUUACAGUAUUAAUUUAUUUUAAAAAAGGGCUAAACAUAACUUUAUACCAUUCCUUUAUAAAGCACUAAAGAAGCCAACCACACGCUGGACCAUAUAUUCAAGCUGGUGUAAAAUCUUCUUUGGUAUAAAUACGGUAUAAACAUCGUCUAGCCAACCCAUAGUUUGUUGAUUAAAAAUGUGAAAUCUUUCUUA